Scleropages formosus (Asian bonytongue) is the source of this 2439-nucleotide messenger RNA. RefSeq names its product ras-related protein M-Ras. The transcript has 7 exons. Gene Ontology annotation, molecular function: GTPase activity; GTP binding. Gene Ontology annotation, cellular component: membrane. Bases 209 to 979 code for a protein of 256 amino acids. Gene Ontology annotation, biological process: signal transduction. The record is from RefSeq and is a predicted model, not a curated record. Lineage: Eukaryota; Metazoa; Chordata; Actinopteri; Osteoglossiformes; Osteoglossidae.
UGCUACUGGGUAUUUCGCUUAGCUGUGCUCUCUUUUCCAUGGCAUGAAGUGUGUCCGAUGUGAUCAGUGAGUGUAGCGCGCCGCAGCGCGGGAAAGGGGCGGCGGCGGCGGCCCUGAGGGGAGCGGGCGCCUGCCCGCACUCUGCUCCUGCGGAGCGCCGAGCCGGAGAUCGUCGGAGCCGCUGAAACUCCACGGUUUAGCUGUCUCCAUGGCAACCAGUGCCGUUCCCAGCGACAACCUCCCCACAUACAAACUGGUGGUGGUGGGAGAUGGGGGAGUGGGGAAGAGUGCCCUCACCAUCCAGUUCUUCCAGAAAAUCUUUGUACCUGACUAUGACCCCACCAUUGAGGACUCAUACCUGAAGCACACAGAGAUCGAUGGCCAGUGGGCAAUCUUGGAUGUCCUGGACACAGCGGGCCAGGAGGAGUUCAGUGCCAUGAGGGAACAAUACAUGCGCACUGGGGAUGGCUUCCUCAUCGUCUUCUCUGUGACAGACAAGGCCAGUUUCAAGCACGUGGACCGCUUCCACCAGCUCAUCCUGCGGGUGAAGGACAGGGAGUCUUUCCCUAUGAUCCUGGUAGCGAACAAAGUGGACCUGGUGCACCUGCGCAAGGUGACAAGCGAGCAGGGCAGGGAGAUGGCAGCUAAGCACAGUAUUACUUACAUCGAAACAAGUGCCAAGGACCCUCCACUGAAUGUGGACAAGGCCUUUCAUGAGUUGGUCAGAGUAAUCAGCAGGUGGUGUAGUGCUUACAGCUUCUACCUUUCACCUGAAGGACCUGGGUUUGAAUCCCUGCUCCUGCUUCUUCAAGGCAGCAGAUCCCCGAGAAGAACCAGAAGAAGAAGGCCAAGUGGCGUGGGGACAGAUCCACUGGUUCCCACAGACUUCACUGCGUCAUCUUGUGAUGACCACCCCCGGUCAUCCCCUACCCCCUCCUCCAGCCUCCCCUGGGCGAAAGCUGCAUGCCUUUUCCUGUAGUCAAGAGGGAUAAGGAAUAAAGCUCCACUGUUCAGACUCAACAUGGUUCUCUCCAGUACACAUACCACACUCCUCAUGGGGAAAAAGUGAUUGUACAAAGCUUGGACCAGAAGCUCUGUUCCAUGGGUUCCUUGUCAAGGAACUGAACCCUUGUAGAGCCUACUUCAUAGCUCUGCUGGAGGACAAAGGGGUGAACGCAAGGGUUUCUUGAAGGUUUGUAGCUGUUCACAGCAAGUUGGUCCCCAUGUUUUUGUGAUCCAGUUUCCUAGUGACUUUGCAGAAAGACUUUGCUUGGCUGAAGAAUGUGGCUGAAGAGCCCGCUCUGUGGCCAAACCUCCUGUUUGUUUUGGGUGCCCCCUGGAUGUCUAGCAACCAUGGAGAGCUGACACGGCAGAAGGGACACAAUUGUUUCUAUUAGGAUCAGCUUGCAGAGCUGAACAGGGAAGGAGUGAGUGAACGUUUGGACAUCUCGAUAGGUUCCAGCUGGUAGGCGUCAUGGGAGGUUUUUCAAACACUGAACACUAUGUGGAAGCCUGGACAUCUGCCGGGGUGUAUUUCAUACAUUAAACGGCGAAGGAGUCAAAAUUUGUAGAUCAGCACCCCCCCCCCCCCCCCCCCCCCCCCCCAUUGUCAGGAAAUUAGAAGAGAAAAGGAAAGUUUUAUGAAAAGUGAAGAGUUUGGGAUAUGAAAGGCUGAUCUCACCUGAUGACAAACACCCACAUUUGAUACUAUCGGUGUACCUUCUCGUGUUCUUUGUGUUGUUCACCACCUGGUCAUACUAGGCUGAGUUAGUCUGAUGCAGAAUGGGGUCAUAACUUGAACAGAGAUUUGUGUUGAUAGUGGGGCAAAGGGAAUAUUAAUACUGGGGGGAUGAUGUAAGGUUGUGUUUUUUUCUUAGCUGGAGAUGUGAAACCACAAAGUCUUAUAGUCUUUUGGAUGAUCAAAUGGCUUUCUUUUUGUUGUGUUUUUACAUGACUAAUUUAUUACUCAUUUGUUUGGAUUGCGUAUGUGAUUUAGGUAGAAAUAUCUGUCAGUGCUUGGACUGCAGAACUGAAGCGCUGGGGCUCAUCUCAUCUGAUCUGCUGAGUCAAAGAUUUUCAAGCAAAAUAAUAAAGGUUACAUCUUGAAAAACAAGCCAGUUCAGAGAGCACAGUUCAUAUGAAUUUCCCCAAAUGUCAGUCUUGUGACUUAUGUGAAACUUGUACUGCACAUCAUCUAAAUAUGGUAAAAAGGUAUGAGUAUAAGUGGUGAAAGUAAAUAAGGACACACAUGGAGGAGAAUAUUGCAGAGGUACUCUAAGUGCUCACCAAGAGUCAAAAUGGCCUUGAUGGUAUUUCAAAACAGCAGAGCUCCUGUUUUUCACUAGAAGGAGCCAGGUUUAGUCCCACAUCCUGUGACGGUACCCUUAAUCAAGAUACUUACCCUAAACUACAUUUAUAUUGAUUUAUUUAGCAGAUGCU